Cajanus cajan (pigeon pea) is the source of this 1580-nucleotide messenger RNA. Its product is annotated as naringenin 8-dimethylallyltransferase 1, chloroplastic. Gene Ontology annotation, molecular function: prenyltransferase activity. The record is from RefSeq and is a predicted model, not a curated record. Gene Ontology annotation, cellular component: membrane. Lineage: Eukaryota; Viridiplantae; Streptophyta; Magnoliopsida; Fabales; Fabaceae.
AUUUCAAACAACUUUAAAUGAUACGACUAAGCUGUCUCUAUGAGAAGGAGUUUGUUGUGUUGUGUUUGAUGAAACUGAACGACAAAAGCUCACUGAAGAGUUAAUGGCUUCUAUGCAUCUUGGGUCUUUCCCUGUAACCUUUUCCGUUCCUGCGGUUGCAAGUCAUGGGAGGGCUAAAAAAUGUGCCAAAAGUUACCAUGCAAGUUGUCACGUACCAAAAGCAUCAUGGUAUAAAAGUGAGAAAAUCCAAAAUGAAUAUCCCAUCGUGAGACAUGAGAAGCAACAUAAUUUGAAGCAUGAUUAUAGAUGCAUUGGGGCAGCAUCCACAAGUAAAGAAUUUUCUAGAAGUUAUGUUGUGAAUGCAGCACCUGGAGAAUCAUUAGAAUCUGAACCUAGUCGAAAAAGCUUAUGGACCACUACCAUAGAUUUCUUGUAUGCAUUUUACAAGUUUAGUAGGCCAUACGCAAUGGUUGCCACAGCUGUGAACAUAGCUUCCGUGUCUCUCCUUGCAAUAGAUAAUUUAUCAGAUAUUUCUCCAACAUUUUUCAUUGGUUUGUUGAAGGCCAUGUCAGUUAUCUAUCCUAUAACUCUUUAUGGGAUGGGCAUAAAUCAUAUAGCUGACUAUGAAAUAGACAAGAUAAACAAACCUUAUCUUCCAAUGGCAUCCGGGGAGUUUUCUCUUAGAACUAUUGUCAUUAUUACAGCGUCAUGUUUGAUUUCGAGUUUUGGGAUCGGAUGGAUUAUAGGUUCGCUGCCAUUAAUUUUGGUUAUUUCCUCCCAUUUUGUUCUAGCAUCUGCUUAUUCAAUAAAUUUGCCUCUAUUGAGAUGGAAGAGAUCUUCGGUGCUUACAACCAUAAACUUCAUAAUUGAUCGAGGAAUAAUGUGUCAACUUGGAUUAUUUCUUCACAUGAAGGCUUAUGUGUUCAAGAGGCCAAUUAUUUAUCCAAGAUCAUUGUUUUUUGGUAUAGUAUCCACAAUCAUCUUCUCUAUAGUUGUAGCAUUGUUCAAGGAUAUACCGGACGUUGAAGGAGAUGAAAAGUUUGGCAUUCGAAAUAUGACAGUACUUUUGGGUCAAAAACGAGUAUUCUGGAUUUGUGUUUCAAUUCUUGAAAUGGCUUAUGUAGCUGCCAUUCUAUUUGUGGGAGCAACAUCUUCCUACCUCUGGAGCAAAUUGACCACGGGUUUGGGACAUGCUCUUUUGGCAACAAUCCUUUGGUAUCGUGCCCGGUCUGUAGAUGUGAAAAACAAAGUAGACACACAAUCCUUCUAUAUGUUUAUUUGGAAGUUAUUAUAUGCAGAGUGGUUCAUCGUACCUUUCGUUAGAUAAGAAGCAGUGACCUUUUAUACUUGAGAAAUUGUGCUCCUUUGUUACAUCUGGAUUAUUACUUUAAAUUGAUAGUCGUAAAUAAAUAAUUAUGUACGUUGAAUCUCAGUUUGUUGGUGAUUAAUUUUAUCAAUUAGCAUUUUAACAUGAAAACUGUGUUUAUUUUUCUUUGUAUUUAAUCAAGUGAGAUUCGAAUCUGAUCUCUUAUGUAUGUACAAAACUUAAAUUGUGGGAAAAUAUUUACCUAUUCAGUGUC